Messenger RNA from Babjeviella inositovora NRRL Y-12698, 2471 nucleotides. RefSeq names its product putative ubiquitin-specific protease. The coding region runs from base 72 to 2291 and encodes 739 amino acids. Gene Ontology annotation, cellular component: nucleus; cytosol. Gene Ontology annotation, molecular function: cysteine-type endopeptidase activity; cysteine-type deubiquitinase activity. The record is from RefSeq and is a predicted model, not a curated record. The transcript has a single exon. Gene Ontology annotation, biological process: protein deubiquitination. Lineage: Eukaryota; Fungi; Ascomycota; Pichiomycetes; Serinales.
CAUUUCCAGACAUUGCUACACUUCAACGCUUUACCUUCCAGCAAAUAAUCAUUUCCUUCACCAUUACGUGAAUGUCUAUAAUAUUGGACCAGCUACGAGACCUAGUGACCCAAUCCGCAAAGAACGACCAUCAGCUCUACCGAAGAACUAAGCACCAGUUGCUCUUGCAAUCGCUCGACCAGUACCCCACGUUUUCUCCUUGGCUUAACGGGCAAAUAUAUAGGCACUGGCUUACUAAGUCCUCCCAACAGAAGAGAUACAUGCUCAUCACCGUGGCCGUUAUUGCUUCUGCCUCCUUGUACAUCAUUCUUCCAUCCCUUUCUCACAUCUACAAGUCAAAACAGCAAAUCUCGCAAGAAGAGGAUAUGUUUCAGUCAAAAAAGCGGGUUGACAAAAACACUACCGGCUUCAUCAACCUCCGAAACGACUGUUUUGCCAACAGCACCAUCCAGGCUUUAGUAAGUUUAUCCGGAUUGGUGGACUAUUUGAAUGAGGUGACCACGGCCUACGAGGCCUUUUUAGCGGAUAAUCCCGUUAAACGUGCCGAACUCUACCGGGAGACCAAAAAGGACGACCCUGUUAUCCCGUUGCAUGUGGCCCUUGCUAAGCUCUUGGCAGAACUCCAGAAGGUCACCACCAAGGUCACCACCAUCUCUGCGUGGUCGGUAUUACACGUUUUAGAGCGCAUUUUCAAAGCAAAGAUCUCCCGCAACCAACAUGAUGCACAUGAGUUGAUGCAGCUCAUUUUUGAAACCCUUGAAAAUGAAAACGGGGCGCUAAAGAAAUUGGUGGCAGAUUCUUCUGGACCUCAUACAGACGGCUCCUCAAAUGCAUCUCAUUCGGAUAGUUCUCCGCUUCCCUCUUCUCUAGAUGGCUCAAUUCUAGAUGGUAGAUCCUCAAAUGGCUCGCCAAUUAGUGCUCCAGAUGGCUCAAUCCCUCCAUUUCCCUUUGCUGGACUCCUCAUGAACCAACUAACUUGUUUGAGCUGCUUGGGCCAAUCGAAGCCCACGUUCCAACACUUCCUGAUUCUUUCUUUACCCACGCCACACGAGUCACUGACGACGCUUGAUGACAUCAUGCGAAGAAACGAGGUUGAGUUGAUCGAGGAAUACGGCUGCUUGCGCUGCCAAUUGAACGCCUUAUUCAAGGCUGAGCCAUACAGGGAAGGCGAAUCCUGUCCGGAGAGACAGCAGCUAUAUGUGCUCCAUACCCAGGAUCUUGAUGUGAACGCUGACAUUCCGGAGCGCUUGGUGGCGUACAUGGAAGCUUACACGACCCCCCAUUUCCGCUUGGCGUCAGUUAAAACCACGGUGAAGCGUGUGGUCCAGAUCGUGGAUGCUCCCAAGAUCUUUGCCCUCCAUUUGUCCCGUUCCUUGUAUACCAGUGCCGGCCAGUUAGUGCGAAACAGCUGCAGAGUCUCUUUUGACGAACGGUUCAGUUUCAACAUCAACGGAAAUUCUGUCAAGCAGAUGAUGCAGUAUAGGGCAGACGAGCUGAGGGUGAAGGCGUUGAAGGCUAAAGUGUUAACAGAGGAGGCGGAGGAAGGUACUGACGCAAAUACCAAGGUAGACGACGCGGACGAAAAUGCCAAGGUGGAGGACGAUUCUGAGGAUGAAGAUGCGAUUGAGGAGGAUCAGAAUAGAGAAACCGACGCGGAAGGCGACAGUGACAAUGACUACGAUACCCAUUUACUGUCCUCCCGGUCCAGCUACCGUCUCAGGUCCAUCAUAAAGCACCAGGGCACGCAUUCCAUGGGUCAUUACGAGUGCUUCAGACACAAACCCAUCUUUGUGAAGGACCCCAGUGGGGUCGGUGCUUUGGUCGUGUUUCCCAGCUUAAAACUCCUUGAUCCUAGCGAUAGUAGCUUCUCCAGACACAACCGGCCCUCGUUUUCGGGUAUGGCAUUGAAUAACUUCAGAGUUAACAAGGUCAUGACGUCUCUUGAGACACCGAUUUACGAAACGCCAUUCAGUUCUCCAUUCUCUGGGUCUCCGAUACCUGAGGAUGGCUCCAGGUUGAGAGCUCUUUCCAACGUUUUUUCUUCCAGAAGGUCCAGCGUGUCUCUGGGAAGGUCGAUGCUCCGCAACAGUCCCUCGGCCACGGAUCCAACCAGUGUUUCGCUUCAGGAAGCUUCUGACCCGCCACCAAAGGCCAAGUUUAAGAAGUUAGCCACCUAUGUGAAGUACCCGUACUGGCGAAUCAGCGACUCCCACGUGACCGAGGUUUCCAAGAGUGAUGUUCUCUCCGAGACCAAUUCCGUGUACAUGUUGUUCUACCAGAAGAGUGAUUAACCAGAUAAGAGAAAGGCUCCAUCUAGACUCUGACGUAUUUAUGAUGCACUCUUUUAGCUGCUUAUGCAUCUUUAUGGAUCGCAGAUAUGCUUACUACUGUUCCUAGUUUUCACCCCUUAUGGAGUGACUAUAAUUAAUCUAUUUGACAGCAAUCUAGACCAUCUUAGAAUUACGGGUUGG